Molecule: messenger RNA, 1254 nt
Organism: Bursaphelenchus xylophilus (pine wood nematode)
Lineage: Eukaryota; Metazoa; Nematoda; Chromadorea; Rhabditida; Aphelenchoididae
Source: the annotation of a GenBank genome assembly
AUGACAGAAGAAUCGGUGAAAAACGGUCAGGAGAAUGGCCAUGGUGAAGGUGAUACUAAACCGAGGACUCCAUCUGAAAUGACCAGUAAAGAUUAUUACUUUGACUCCUAUGCUCAUUUUGGAAUCCAUGAAGAGAUGUUGAAAGACGAGGUCAGAACCCUCACAUACAGAAAUGCUGUCUAUCACAAUCAACAUCUCUUCAAAGACAAAGUCGUGAUGGACGUGGGCAGUGGAACUGGAAUCUUGUCAAUGUUUGCCGCUAAAGCUGGAGCCAGAAGAGUGUUUGCUGUGAGUUACUUUUAUUUUCUGUAUUGGAAUUUUAGGCUGGGUUUUUUAUCCAUUUAUUUUUUUAUUCAGUUUCACUGUAAAUGAUAAUUUUAAGAUUGAAUUUUCAAAUAUGGCCGUACAAUCCAGACAAAUAAUCAAAGACAAUGGGCUUGACAACAUCAUAGAAGUUAUUCAAUGCAAAGUAGAAGAAAUUAAAGAGCUUCCUGAGGGUAUCGAGAAGGUAGACGUUAUUAUUAGUGAAUGGAUGGGAUACUGUUUGUUCUACGAGAGUAUGUUGAACACUGUUCUGUAUGCCAGAGACCGAUGGUUGGCUCCUGAUGGUGCUCUUUUCCCUGACCGAGCGAAGAUGUUUAUUCAAGCCAUCGAGGAUCGGCAAUACAAAGAUGAUAAGAUAAACUGGUACGUUGUUUGAAUAGUGUAAAUGUUUAGAGAAUUGCGUGGGCAUUGUUGUAUUUUUAGGUGGAAUAAUGUGUACGGUUUCAAUAUGUCCUCAAUCAGGAAUAUUGCCAUCACCGAACCUCUUGUUGAUGUUGUAGAUUAUGCCCAGACUGUGACGAAUAACUGUUUAAUCAAAGUAAGUGCCAAUUGCUAUUAAUAAUAUGCUCUUAGGACAUCGAUCUUUACACUGUGAAAGUAUCCGACCUUGCUUUUGAAUCCGAGUUUGAACUGCGUGCCUGCCGAGAUGAUUAUAUCCAAGCUCUGGUCACCUUCUUCACCGUGGAAUUUAUGAAAUCUCACAAAAGGACAGGAUUCUCGACUGGGCCGGACUCAAAAUACACCCAUUGGAAGCAGACCGUCUUUUACUUGAAGGACUCGAUUACGAUAAAGAAGGAUGAGAAAGUGAAGGGAACUUUUAAAAUGAAUCCAAAUGAAAGAAAUCCUCGUGAUAUGGAUUUCAAGAUCUCCAUCGACUUCCAGGGACAGCUCUCGGAAUUACACGAAAGUAACAGUUAUCUAAUGCACUAA